Molecule: messenger RNA, 2574 nt
Organism: Exophiala viscosa
Lineage: Eukaryota; Fungi; Ascomycota; Eurotiomycetes; Chaetothyriales; Herpotrichiellaceae
Product: Dcp2, box A domain-containing protein
Exons: 3
Coding region: 1-2574 (857 amino acids)
Biological process (GO): nuclear-transcribed mRNA catabolic process, nonsense-mediated decay; deadenylation-dependent decapping of nuclear-transcribed mRNA
Cellular component (GO): P-body; cytoplasm
Molecular function (GO): manganese ion binding; 5'-(N(7)-methylguanosine 5'-triphospho)-[mRNA] hydrolase activity; RNA binding
Source: RefSeq, a predicted model, not a curated record
AUGCAGCUGGAGGACUGGUUGGAUGACCUUUGUGUCCGAUUCAUCAUCAAUCUACCACCGGAAGAACUUCAGUCUGUAGAGCGAAUAUGCUUCCAAGUCGAGGAAGCACAAUGGUUCUACGAAGACUUCAUUCGACCACUUGACCCUUCGCUACCUUCCUUGAACCUGCGCGCAUUCAGUCUGCGAAUCUUUCAGCACUGUCCGCUAUUCGCACAAUGGUCCGCACAACAUCAUACCACCGCCUUUGCGGAGUUCCUGGCCUACAAGUCUCGCGUGCCAGUGCGUGGAGCCAUCAUGCUGAACCAAGCCAUGGACGAAGUUGUCCUCGUCAAAGGCUGGAAGAAGAGUGCGAACUGGAGUUUUCCGCGGGGUAAGAUCAACAAGGACGAGAACGACUUGGACUGCGCCGUGCGAGAAGUCUACGAAGAGACGGGCUUCGACAUUCGCGCAGCAGGUCUUGUGAAAGACGAAAAAGACAUGAAAUAUAUCGAAGUGACGAUGCGAGAACAGCACAUGAGACUAUAUGUCUUCCGGGGAGUCCCGAAGGACACGUAUUUCGAACCAAAGACACGGAAGGAGAUCAGUAAGAUUGAAUGGUACAAGCUGACGGAUUUGCCAACACUCAAAAAAAGCCGCCAACAGGAGGGAAGUGGUACAGAUCAACCAGCCCUCAAUGCGAACAAGUUCUACAUGGUAGCACCUUUCUUGAACCCGCUGAAGAAAUGGAUUACCCAGCAACGGAAGAAAGAAAACCGUUAUAGCUCGCAUUUGGCAGCGCCACCUAUGAUUGCUGAGCAACUGAGUACCGAGGAUGACCAAGAUAUCGAUUUUGCUGGCGCCGGACUGCCAGCAACGGUACCCCAGAUCAUCAGUGACCUACCCGAGGUCACGGCGCCAGCUACAGCAGAUCCCACCGCGCACCUGAAACAAAUGCUCAAUAUUGGAUCUAGUCAGUCUGAGCGAGCAGGAGUUGUGCCACAACCAAGUCAUAUGCAGGACGUGGAUGCCGAGAAGUCGAAUGCUUUACUGGCCCUUUUACGCAGUGCACCCCGAGGACAACCCCGUCCUAUACCUCAAACUCCACUAGAGCAGAUUUCUGCACCGCCUCAGACACAAGAAUCGCCGCACGUUUCUCAUAUACGUCCGUCGCAAUUGCUACAUGCUCACCCCCCUCCAACAUUCCAGCCACAACCUCAACACUCUAUCCAGCCGGCUUUCUAUCGUCUUGAGCAUCAUCCUACGGAAGCUCCGCUUCCUACGACUUCAAUGACUGCUCCAUCAAGACUCCAGCCGUCGAGUGGGCCAUAUCAGAGAACGGUCGACCCAGAGCUUGAGCGGGAGAUUGAGAGUCGCACAUAUCAACCUUCUGCACCUCCAGCCAGUGCUUUACCCAAAUUGACGAGCCAUACCAAAUCGCUUCUGGAAGUUUUCAAGGCCAAGUCAAGCUUGUUUGGCGGGCCACAGAAAGUUCAAGCUCCAAUCGAAAACAAGCCACCGGCAAGUUUGGGCCCACCUCUACCAAUCAGCGCGAGUGAACAAGCUGCCAUAGCAGCUACAGCACCCGCUGGACGUCCCGUCAAUGCGCGACAGACGUCGCUGUUGGAGCUUUUCAAGCCAUCAUCGAAGCCAGAGCAGGCGAAUGUGGCUGGCUCACAAAACCAACUGCCGGUCGAACUAGCGGCGACAACUACUGCAUCGCCUGCGUCGAAGAAGGUGGAAGGUAAUAAGAACGAGCUGCUCUUGGCUCUGCUGAAAAAAGGUGGUCAACAAUCUUCACGAGAGGCAGCUUCUACCAGCCACCCAUCGCCUAGAGAGGGCGAGACCUCUGCAACGAUCAACGGGCCACUCAACCAGCCUGAGUUCGAAGCUAUCUCACGACCGCACCGGCAUGUUACCAACGAGCUGAGGCGCAGUCCCCUUACCUCGAAUCGCACCUUGUAUGACCCCAAUCAACCAACUCCUGUCAAGAUCCUGGCGCGUCCAGAUGAGUCACGCCAACAGCAGGCUCCUCGUUCGCCGAAAGGUAUCAAGGCACCCCCCAAGAGGACGGCGAGAGAAAAGACUACGGUAAAAAGUCAGAGCAAACCAUUCCAACCUCAGAUACUUCGACGGCCCCAAACGGCUGAAUCAUCCGAGCCAGAGCCUACGGGCAGCGAGGGAACGAGUCAGCACGCCGUCUUAGCAGACGCUGUGCCAUCGCCACCUUUGGUCACAACCCCUCCUGAGAUCAGUGCGAGACCAUCAUUCAGUCGACAGGCAUCCCAAACACCAGCGCAGAAACAGGCUUUGCUUUCAUUGUUUGGCGGAGGACCUGAUACUACGCCUAGAGCAACAACGGCGCAACCGGGCUCUGGAAUAGUAUCACCACUCAGCACAAGCCAAAUCAUGAAUGGGGAGGUUCCGUUGUCUGCAAUGGAACCCCUCUCCACUCGGACAUCACGAGUUGGAAGCAUGGCAUCCAUCGGAAGCGGACCUGCAACCCAUCGUCUACCUAGUGAGAAAAGACAGACGGGAGCGGAGAACAAGGCGUUCCUGCUAGGAUAUUUGGGAAGAAUCGCUAGUCAAGGAAGCUGA